Messenger RNA from Passer montanus (Eurasian tree sparrow), 2349 nucleotides. RefSeq names its product F-box and leucine rich repeat protein 20 (gene FBXL20). Gene Ontology annotation, biological process: SCF-dependent proteasomal ubiquitin-dependent protein catabolic process. Bases 173 to 1483 code for a protein of 436 amino acids. Gene Ontology annotation, cellular component: SCF ubiquitin ligase complex. The record is from RefSeq and is a predicted model, not a curated record. The transcript has 16 exons. NCBI's taxonomy places the organism in Eukaryota, Metazoa, Chordata, Aves, Passeriformes, Passeridae. Gene Ontology annotation, molecular function: protein binding.
GGGGCAGCGGGGAGGGGGCGGCAGGACCCCGCGGCGGCGCGAUGGGGGCGGCGGCCUGCGGGGUGCGGAGUGUUUUUGUUUUGGGUCGAAGUUGAGGCCAGAGCGAACGCGGCGGCGGCGCCGGGCGGAGGCCGCGCUCCGGCAGCCCCGAACGCCGCGGGCCGGCCCCGCCAUGCGCAGGGAGAUGAACGGGGUCACUAAGAGCCGCUUUGAGAUGUUCUCAAACAACGAUGAAGCUGCAAUCAACAAAAAACUGCCCAAAGAGCUGCUGCUUCGAAUUUUCUCUUUCCUGGAUGUGGUCACUCUGUGUCGUUGUGCUCAAGUUUCCAGGGCAUGGAAUGUUCUGGCCCUGGAUGGCAGUAACUGGCAGCGAAUUGACCUGUUUGAUUUCCAGAGGGAUAUUGAGGGCCGCGUGGUGGAGAACAUCUCCAAGAGGUGUGGGGGAUUCCUGCGCAAGCUGAGCCUGCGGGGCUGCCUGGGAGUGGGGGACAACGCCUUAAGGACCUUUGCCCAGAACUGCAGGAACAUCGAAGUCUUGAACCUCAAUGGUUGUACCAAGAUCACGGACGCCACCUGCACCAGCCUCAGCAAGUUCUGCUCCAAACUCAGGCACCUGGAUUUGGCUUCCUGCACCUCCAUAACCAACCUGUCCCUGAAAGCACUCAGCGAGGGAUGCCCGCUGCUGGAACAGCUCAUCAUCUCCUGGUGUGACCAAGUGACCAAGGACGGGAUCCAGGCGCUGGUGCGGGGCUGCGGGGGGCUCCGGGCCCUGUCCCUCAAGGGCUGCACCCAGCUGGAGGACGAGGCCCUCAAGUUCAUUGGUGCCCACUGUCCUGAGCUGGUGACCCUGAACCUGCAGACCUGCCUGCAAAUCACAGACGAUGGGCUCAUCACCAUCUGCAGGGGCUGCCACAAGCUGCAGUCCCUGUGUGCUUCUGGCUGCUCCAACAUCACCGACGCCAUCCUCAACGCCCUGGGACAGAACUGCCCGCGCCUGCGAAUAUUGGAAGUGGCCAGGUGUUCCCAGCUGACCGACGUGGGCUUCACCACCCUGGCCAGGAAUUGCCAUGAGCUUGAAAAAAUGGAUCUGGAAGAGUGUGUCCAGAUUACAGACAGCACACUAAUCCAGCUUUCCAUACACUGUCCACGGCUGCAGGUCCUGAGUUUAUCCCACUGCGAGCUGAUCACGGACGAUGGGAUCCGUCACCUGGGCAAUGGGGCCUGUGCCCACGACCGCCUGGAGGUGAUCGAGCUGGACAACUGUCCCCUGAUCACCGACGCCUCCCUGGAGCACCUCAAGAGCUGCCACAGCCUGGAGAGGAUAGAACUGUACGACUGCCAGCAGAUCACACGGGCCGGCAUCAAGAGACUCAGGACCCACCUGCCCAACAUCAAAGUCCACGCCUACUUCGCCCCGGUGACCCCCCCGCCCUCGGUGGGCGGCAGCCGGCAGCGCUUCUGCAGAUGCUGCAUCAUCCUAUGACAGCGGAGCCUGCUCCCGGCCGGGGCUGGCACCGCCCGGGCAGCUCCGGAGCCUCGGGCCAGCGCCCGUGUCCGUGCCAGGGCCAGCGAGCGGGGCUGGGCCGCCCGCAGCCCCCUGUGAGCCCGGCGGGAUGAGGGACUGCGGGCGGAGCCGGCUUGUCCUGAAGCGUUCCUGCUGGGAAUUCCUGGCAGUGCCCAGGGGAGGGGCCCGGCCUGGAGGGACUGGUGCUGCUGGUGAGGUUGGGAGAGGAGCGGAGAUCCUUGGAAAGGGGAGAGGGGAGAGGAGAGGAACACGCCGGAACCCCCUUGUGCAGAAGGAAAAACCCCCAAAAACCUAAAAACCCCACAAACCUGAAAGCCCCAAAAAACUCUAAAAGCCCCAAAAAACCUAAAAACCCCACCAAAUAAGUUCCAUGUCCAUUUGUCAGUGAGGGAAUGAAACAGCAGCUGCUGAGCCAGGAUUUCCCUGGUCCAGGAUUUCCCUGGGGUCCCAAAUUUCCCUGGAAUCCGGAAUUCCCCUGGGGUCCAGGAUUUCCCUGAGGUCCCAGAUUUCCCUGGGAUCCAGGAUUUCCCUGGUCCAGGAUUUACCUGAGGUCCCAGAUUUCCCUGGGAUCCAGGAUUUCCCUGGUCCAGGAUUCCCCUGUGCUUCCCUGCUCCACCUGAGCAUGCUCACAUGAAGGUUCAUCUUCCCUGUGGCAGAGGCUUCCCAGAUUCUUCCCAGGUUGUUGUGAUAGACCUUGGAAUUUCUAAUGCCACAUAUUUUACCCUCCCCAAAUCCUGCCUUUUAUUUUCCUUUUUUUUUCCCCUUUUUUUUAGGGUGUUUUUUUUUUUUUUUUCCUGGGUGGUUUUUUUGGGUUUUUUUUUUUA